This is a messenger RNA of Raphanus sativus (radish), 728 nucleotides long. RefSeq lists its product as uncharacterized. Gene Ontology annotation, cellular component: U2-type spliceosomal complex; post-mRNA release spliceosomal complex. NCBI's taxonomy places the organism in Eukaryota, Viridiplantae, Streptophyta, Magnoliopsida, Brassicales, Brassicaceae. Bases 194 to 481 code for a protein of 95 amino acids. Gene Ontology annotation, biological process: mRNA splicing, via spliceosome. The transcript has 4 exons. The record is from RefSeq and is a predicted model, not a curated record.
CAACGCGGCGUCUUAGGCGAAUCCUUAGUGAAAUCCUUAGGUUUAGAACAAUAUUAUAUGAUUAAAUAUUUAACUGUAGCUAAGGAUGAGUCCUUAGCUAAGGUCAUUAAGGAUCAAAUCCUUAAUGUGCUGGCACUCAACUACUGGCUCUCGAUUGAAAGAACGAUUUGAUCAAUCUCGAUAGAAGAAGAAGAUGUCGACUCUUUCAGCUGCCAGGGCAGAUAACUUUUACUACCCACCAGAAUGGACACCGGAUCAAGGUUCCUUGAACAAGUUUCAAGGACAGCAUCCUCUCAGAGAGAGGGCAAAGAAACUAGGCGAGGGGAUUUUGAUCAUAAGGUUCGAGAUGCCCUAUAAUAUAUGGUGUGGUGGCUGCAAUUCUAUGAUUGCCAAGGGUGUUCGAUUCAAUGCAGAGAAGAAGCAAGUUGCAGAGAAUUGGCAGGAGGGUUUUAGGACACUAAACAAACAAAAUAGUGUCUGAUGAGGAAGAUUGUGUGUUUGCAGUUGCUUCUUUCAGCUUCUAAAGACAAGACAGUUCGGUUAUGGAGAGUUGGUUCUGAUUUGUGUCUUCAUGUCUUUCAUCAUAACAACUACGGUAACUUUUGAUACUUUCUUAACUCAGUUAAAGAGAAUCCCAUUCUCUGUGUGUUUGUAUAGCAAAACAGAGCAUCUCAUUCUCUGUUUUAUUACAUGGUCAUCAUCAAUAGUAUGUUUUAGUAUUCAUCAGA